UUUGGCGACUGAUAGAGUGAACAACAAGUCAAUUGCAGCAAUAAUGAAAUCAACUUAUUUGGGACGGGCCAUCUUCCCUUUUCCACUCGAUGCCACCAUCGUCCCAGCUCGUAAAACCCUAACCAAAACCCCAAGAACAGUUCAUUCUCUCUGCUACUGCUACGCAACCAUGUCAGACCACACUGACCCAUCCAAACCAACUUCUCAAAAUGUCCUCCAGAACCCUCAGAAUUACCCAGUGCCACUCUCCCCUCCGCUGCCUUUUAUCUCAAAGGACCUAGAGCUGAGUAGAGCCAUGUCCGCCUCUUCAAAAUCUAGCCUUUAUUCCGCAUCAAGAAGGGACUUUAUAUAUGAAGAUGAGUGGCUUAUUGCCGUCAACAAGCCUCAGGGAGUGUACUGUGAGAGCGUGUUCGAGUCGGUACGGAAGGUUCUUUCUGACUCAAUUGAACCAGGGAUUGAAGCAAGCCCUCCUGAGCUCCAUCUUGCAAAUCGCCUUGAUCGUGACACUAGUGGACUAAUGCUUAUAACCAAGUCACACAAAGUAGCUGCCAAGCUUGUUAAGGCAUUUACGACACACACGGUUACGAAAACUUACAUUGCACUGUGCAUUGGAUCAGUUCCAAAGUGGGAAAAGAUCACCAUUAAAUCAGGUCAUGGUCGGUCGAAGUUUGGCGCCUGGCGAGUGUAUGCUGCAUCAGAUGUUGGUAGGAAACUUCCUGGUGGAUCAGUCGUGAGAGACAUGGAAACAUCAUUCGAAUUGUUGUCAGUAAAUGGGCAGGGAGUCUUUAAAGAGCCAUCUGAAUUUAGCCAAACUGAAAGUAAUGUUGUCGUAGUUGAAGAGAGAGCUGUAAUCGAUACAGAGGGAAAGAAGGAUGAAAUUUUGGUAAGAGCUAGUCCGAAAAGUGGAAGAUCACACCAAAUCCGCUUGCAUUGCCAGUACCUUGGAAUUUCCAUAAGAGGAGAUGUCAAAUAUGAGGGUUUGCAUGAGUGGAGAGGGAGAACUUAUGAUGGCCAUGAACUUCAUGCAGAGAGUCUGUCGUUUGAGCACCCUAUUACUGGUCUUCCACUUGUGUUUAAAGCACCUCUGCCUUCAUGGGCCAGUGAGGCUUGGCAGCAGUAAUGAUCAAAUUUUUUAGACACUAACAUAUCUUCAAAAGCAUGGCAGGUUUCAAUGAAUUGGAGCAUCACUUUAUGAACUAUGAGGUAAAUUCACUUAGGUGGAGAUUUUUUUUCUUCAUUCCAAUAGCUAGAAGGUAAGUCUUCCUCUGCAAGAUGCACCAUUUCAUGCUGUUUGCUUAUUUUCCUGGAAAAUAUGUGGGAGAAAACCAACAAGUAGAUAUGGCAAUCUUGCUCAACAUUAUCUCCAUUUGUUCAGCGUAUUCAGAAAGUAAGAUUCCUUUACUUAUUCACUCGAAACUAACCUUUUUGGUUAUAUAUUUCUAUGAGAAUUAUAGGGAUUGAUAGAGAGCAGGCAAGGCACGAUGAACAACAGAGUCAUUUAGAUAUACAUUCCCGAUAGUGACAUUGAAGCUUUUCUUAGCCCUUCUAACCUUUCUCACAUAGAACCAUUGUGACAAUCAGUGUAGACAUUGACCCUUUGAAUGAUUACAUGAAUUAAAGAAAGGUGUAGCAAUUGUGUAAUGAUACUCACAGUUUCUGUUGUCCUCGUGUAAUUUAUUUGUAUAUAAGCUUAGUACUUUCUAUCUGGCUUAAAUUUACAUUUAUAAGUUGGAGUUGUUUCCCAAGAAAACUUCUGUCCUCGUGUUAUUUUUACUGAUAAUAAUUCAAAUA
This is a messenger RNA of Humulus lupulus (European hop), 1791 nucleotides long. RefSeq names its product RNA pseudouridine synthase 1. Gene Ontology annotation, molecular function: RNA binding; pseudouridine synthase activity. The record is from RefSeq and is a predicted model, not a curated record. Gene Ontology annotation, biological process: pseudouridine synthesis. NCBI's taxonomy places the organism in Eukaryota, Viridiplantae, Streptophyta, Magnoliopsida, Rosales, Cannabaceae. Bases 44 to 1120 code for a protein of 358 amino acids. The transcript is spliced from 2 exons.